CCAGCCCGAGCAGGCCUGCCGGGCUAGCUGGGACAUGUCCGGUCCCCGAGGACAGCUGGGGGGCGAUGGCAGCGGCAGCGACAGAGGAUCUGGAGCCAGAGGCUUCAGCGGACACAGAUGCUUCAGAAGACCUGCGGGAUGCAGGGAACAGGCCACCAUCACCGCAGCCGUCCUGGCCACCGCUGGACGGCAACCGACUGAGCCUCCACCUGUACCCCGGAGGCUGCCAGCGGCUGCUGCACCUGUGUGCGGCUCCUCACCCCCAGCUGCUGGAGGUGCAGUUCCUGCAGCUCAGCGGCCACGAGGACCCCUCACUGCUGGCCGCCGCGCUGGCCCAGGUAGCCCAGCACCUGCCUCGUCUGCGCUCCCUGGUCAUCAAAGGGGGUCAACACUGGGCUGCCACGAGUGGCGUCUGUCGCCGGGGCUCCCUGGCCACGCUGCCCGCCAGCCUCAAGGACCUGGCCGGCCUGGUGCACCUGGAUGUGAGCUUCAAUAACCUGGAACAGCUGCCUGGCUGUGUCCCGCACAUGAGCGGCCUGCAGGCCCUGCUGCUAUCCCACAACCGCCUGGCCGAGCUACCCGCCGCCCUGGGUGUCCUACCCGCUCUCACCUUCCUGACCGUCGCCCACAACCGCCUGCGAACGCUGCCCCCCGCGCUGGUGGCCGCCACCACCCUGCAGAGUCUCGACCUCUCUGAGAACCUCCUGGAGGAAAUCCCCGACGAGAUCGGGGACCUGAGCCGCCUGCAGGAGCUCAACCUGGCCAGCAACCGGCUGCGCCAGCUUCCGACCUCCCUGGCGGCACUUCGGGACCUGCGGUUCCUGGUUCUGCACAGUAACCUCCUGGUGUCCGUGCCCCCUGGCCUGGCCAGCCUCCCGCUGCUUGUCCGGCUGGACCUGAGGGACAACCAGCUUCGGGCGGUACCCGCUGAGCUCCUGGACGCCCCGUUUGUUCGCCUGCAGGGGAACCCCCUGGGGGAAGCAUCUCCAAGUCCCCAGAGCCCCCCAGCAGACCCCGAAGUCCCGGAUAUGCCCAAGCUUUUCCUAAGCACCGACGCGGACAGCUUCCCUGUGACUCCCAGUGGCUGCGCCGUGACCCUGGCAUGUGGGGUCCGCUUGCAUUUCCCAGCGGGCGCCUUGGCUGCCCCCCUCACCAUCUGCUUCCGUCUGCACCGCCCAGAACCCCACCUCGUGCAGCUGGGCCCCCACGAUGCCCUUCUGAGCUGCGUCCUGGAGCUGCAGCCCCACGGAGCUGCCUUCCGGCAGGACGUGGGCCUGUGGUUGCUCUUCGUGCCCCCGCGGGCCCAGCGGUGCCGGGACGUGGUGGUCAGAUCCCUGAGCAACGGCCACUGGAGUGACCUGGAGACCCACCUGGAGGAGGAGGCGCCCAGGAGGCUCUGGGCUCACUGCCAGCUGCCCCACUUCUCCUGGUUCCUGGUCGUGUCUCGCCCGGCCUGCAAUGCCUGCCUGCUGACGCCAGAGGGUGCGCUUCUGAGCUCCUCGGGACACCCCGGGGUCAAGGUCAACUUCCCCCCUGGGGCCACCAGGGAGCCUCAGCACGUGAGCCUGCAGGUGGUGCGUGUCAGUGGCCGUGAGCUGCGGGAACUGCGUGUCCUGUUGCAAGAGCCUGAGGCCAACACCAGCCCCUUGCUGUCCCUGUCACACAGUGGGCCACCUGACUUCCUGCGGCCCGUCACUGUGCAGCUGCCCCUUCCUGCCGGCCUCACUGGCUUCACCCUUGACCGGUCCCGUCUGCGCCUGCUGCACCGGGUGCCCCCUGCGGCCUCCUGGGAUGACAUCACUGCUCAGGUGGCCCUGGAGCUCAGCCACUUGUACGCCCGCUUCCAGAUCACCCACUUCUCCUGGUACUGGCUGUGGUACACCACCAAGGCGUGCGUGGGGGGCCUGGCACGCAAGGCCUGGGAGCGGCUUCGACUUCACCGCGUCAGCCUCAUUGCCCUGCAGAGACGCCGUGACCCGGAGCAGGUGCUGCUGCAGUGUCUUCCCUGCCACAAGGUGGACUCGGCCCUGCAGCGGCUGUUGCGGCGUUACCACGGCCCCGAGCCUUCAGACGCGGUGGGCAUGUUCGAGGGGGAGCAGUUCUUUGCUUCCUUUGAGAGGGGCAUCGAGGUGGAUGCUGAGCGGCCAGACUGCGAGGCGGGAAGGGUGUCCUUUGUCUUCUACGCGCACCUGCGGAAUGUCAAGGAGGUUUAUGUGACCACCAGCCUGGACAGGCGGGAACAGGCCGUCAGGGGCCAGGUGUCUUUCUACCGGGGUGCUGUGCCCCCAGAGGUGCCUGUGGAGGCCGAAGCCGCCCGACAGAAGAAGGCGGCAGAUGCCACAUGGAUGGCCACGUUGCCCAUCAAACUUCCGAGACUCCGGGACACAGAGGGGCCCCGGGACGCAGAGGGACCCCGGCAGGCUCCGGGCAUCUCCCUGGCACCCCUGCGGCUGGGUGACGCUGAGAGUGGCUUCCUGACCCAGACCAACCUGCUAAGCGUGGCCGGGCGCCUGGGUCCUGACUGGCCGACCGUGGCCCUGCACUUGGGUCAGCCCUACCGCGAGGUGCAGCGCAUCCGCCAUGAGUUUAGGGACGACCUGGAUGGACAGAUCCGCCAUAUGCUGUUCUCCUGGGCCGAGCGCCAGGCUGGCCAGCCGGGGGCGGUGGCCCAGCUGCUCCAGGCCCUGGAGCUCAGCGAAAGGCAGGACAUCGCCGAGGAGGUGCGCGCGGUGCUGGAGCUAGGCCGUCGCAAGUACCAGGACAGCAUCCUGCGAACCGGCCUGGCGCCGCUGCCCUCGGAGCCGGCUCAGGCCUAG
Suncus etruscus (white-toothed pygmy shrew) is the source of this 2816-nucleotide messenger RNA. It is a transcript of the gene PIDD1, whose product is annotated as p53-induced death domain protein 1. The transcript has 15 exons. Gene Ontology annotation, biological process: apoptotic process; signal transduction; DNA damage response. The record is from RefSeq and is a predicted model, not a curated record. Bases 66 to 2816 code for a protein of 916 amino acids. Gene Ontology annotation, molecular function: protein binding. NCBI's taxonomy places the organism in Eukaryota, Metazoa, Chordata, Mammalia, Eulipotyphla, Soricidae.